Messenger RNA from Monoraphidium neglectum, 2048 nucleotides. RefSeq lists its product as hypothetical. Gene Ontology annotation, molecular function: RNA binding. NCBI's taxonomy places the organism in Eukaryota, Viridiplantae, Chlorophyta, Chlorophyceae, Sphaeropleales, Selenastraceae. Gene Ontology annotation, biological process: mitochondrial RNA processing; regulation of mitochondrial mRNA stability; chloroplast rRNA processing. The annotation marks the transcript as partial. The record is from RefSeq and is a predicted model, not a curated record. Gene Ontology annotation, cellular component: ribonucleoprotein granule; mitochondrial matrix. The transcript has 4 exons.
AUGCUCCCGCCCGCGGGCCUGCCCCAGCUGCAGCGGCGAGCGCUGCAGCGCCCGACAUUCGGCGGCGGCGCCGCCCCAGACGCGAGCAGCGGCCACGGCCGGGGACUCCCUUCGCAGGGCGCAAGCUCGCCGUUGGGGCUGCUGCUGCAAAAGCAGAUCGCGGACGCCGAGUCGUGGGUGGAGUUGCAGCUCGUUCUUAACCAGCACGGCGCGUCGAUGGCGCCGCCGCUGCUCUCAGCCGCCGCCAUGCGGGCCGCGCGGCUGCAGCAGGCUUUGCGGGACGGGCGCCGCCGCGCGCAGCAGGCUGAGUGGACUGAAACGCACAAGGCCACAAUUCAGCACGCGUGGGACCGAGCGGACGAGUUUGCAGCUGCUGCGCAGCGGCGACGACAGCAGCAGCAGCAGCGAUGGCCGGAGCAGGAGCAGCAGCAAGAGCAGGAGCAGCAGGAGGAGGGGCGGGAUGGCUGGCGGCUGCAGGACGAGUGGGAGGAGCAGGAGGAGAGGCGGCGGCGUGCAAGGCCGCUGCCCCAGCUCGAGGCGCGCGGCGGCGAUCCGCCGGGUGCGGGCGGCCGUGACGCAGCGUCAUUACGCGUGCAGCAGCAGCAGCAGCCGCAUCAGCAGCCACAGCAUCAGCAGCCGCAGCCGCCGCCGCUGCAGCAGCGGCGGCGGAGGCUGCAGGGCGGCGAGAUGCUGACAAAGUACUCAGACGAUGACUACCACGCGUUCCUGCAAGAGGUGGCGCGGCUAGCUACCGCGCAGCUUCCGCCCUGGGCGGCCGAGCGGCCAGAGGAGGAGGAGGACGAGGGCGGGCAGUGCGGGUGUGAGGAGCCGGAGGGCGAGGAGGAGGAGGGGGAGCGGGGAAAUGUGACCGGCCGGCGCGGCGACCAAUCCUUGGCUGGGGUGCGGCCGGCCGACGAAGGCGGGGCCACGCGCAGCGCCGCCGCGCUGGCGGCCGCCGCCGCCGCGGCCGGGCUGGAGCCGGGAGUGUCGGCGGCGCUUCUGUGGUCGUUUGCAAAGGCGGGCUACCACCCAGGCUACGAGCACGUCGGCGCGUGGGCGGCGGCGGCGGCCGCCCAGGCCGCCGACUCGGAUGACAUCACCGUGUGUCAGGCGGUGUGGGCGCUCGCCUCCCUCGGCCACCUGCCGUGGCCGUCCCAGUGGCGCGCUCUGAUGGGGGAGGUUCGCCGCCGCCUGCCAUCACUUGAGGCGCGGGGGCUCUCAAAUAUGCUCUGGGCGGCAGCGACUCUUGAACAGCGGCCGUCGGACGGCUUCCUGCGCGACUUCUGGGCAGCUUCCGCCCCGAAGCUCGCGGGCGCGCAGCCGCAGGCGCUCGCGAACAUCUUGUGGGCGGCUGGAGCGCUGCGCGCGCCGCCGCCGCGCUCGUGGGCGCAGGCGUGGGCCCAGGCGUCGGCGCCGCAGCUCAGCCGGUGGGGCGGGAGGGACGUCGCAAACGCGGUGUGGGCGCUCGCGACGCUGCGGUUCCCAAGGCGCCCGUUCGCUGUAUGGCUGUCGCGCCUGCUGUCGACCUGCGCGCCGCGGCUGCACCUCUUCAGCGGCGCUGAGCUGGCGCAGCUGUCCUGGGGCCUCGCGGCGCUGCGCCAGCCGCUGGCGGAGCGACAGCUGGAGGCGCUUUUGAACGCGGUCAUGGAGCGGAAGACCUCCCUGAAGGGCCGCGAGUGGGCGAUGCUCCUGUGGUCGCUCGCGCGCCAGGGCGCCGCGCCGCCGCCGCGCUGGGUCGCCGCGGCGGUCGCAUGCACGUGGCCGAAGCUGCGGUUCUUCGGGCCGCAGGACUUCGCCAAUGCGCUGUGGGCGCUGGCGCGGCUGGGGGCGGCGCCGAGCGUGGCGUGGCGCGGCAGGUACUUUGCGUCGUCCCUGUCGCAGCUCUUCUUCUUCGAGCCGCGCCACCACGCGCAGGCGCUCACCGGCGCCGCGCUGCUGAGGUGGCGGCCGCCCGCCGAGUGGCUGGACCGGGUCUUCCUCGAGACGUACGGCGGUUUGAUGAGCUGGCGGCCCGCUGAGCUGGCGGCGGCGCUCAACGCCCUCGGCAG